AUGGCUACCACCCCGGCCGGUCGCAUGCUGACCCGCCAGCUUCAGCAGAUGCAAUCUGACAAGGACAUUCCCGGUAUCAGCUGCGGUUUAGUCGAUAACAAUAUCUUUGAAUGGGAGGUCAUGCUCAUGAUCUCCGACGAUGUCAAGCUCUAUGGAGGUGGCUUCUUCCGUGCUCGCCUUCUCUUCCCUCCAGAAUAUCCUCAUAUGCCCCCGAAGAUGAAGUUCGAGUCUCCUCUGUUCCACCCAAAUAUCUAUCCCAACGGCGAUGUCUGCAUCUCUAUCCUGCAUCCCCCCGAGGAGGAUAAGUAUGGCUACGAAUCUGCCGCCGAGCGCUGGUCGCCCGUCCAGACGCCCGAAACCAUCUUGCUAUCCGUUAUCUCCAUGCUCUCUAGCCCAAACGACGAAAGUGCUGCGAAUGUGGAAGCUGCUCGAUUGUGGCGUGAGGAUCCAGCUGAGUUCAAGAAGCGCGUGCGUCGUUGUGUUCGUGAGAGCCUAGGAGAGGAUUGA
This is a messenger RNA of Penicillium chermesinum, 507 nucleotides long. Its product is annotated as putative ubiquitin conjugating enzyme. The transcript is spliced from 3 exons. Gene Ontology annotation, cellular component: cytosol; endoplasmic reticulum. The record is from RefSeq and is a predicted model, not a curated record. NCBI's taxonomy places the organism in Eukaryota, Fungi, Ascomycota, Eurotiomycetes, Eurotiales, Aspergillaceae. Bases 1 to 507 code for a protein of 168 amino acids.